ACAACCCCCCCCAUAUUGAGGUCUAUAGGAGCCAACCAUGGCCACGGACUCGCCCCCCCCCAAAACCCCCCCAUCCCCCCCAAAACGCUUCUUCCGCAAGAGCGUGGAGCUGCUGGAAGAGGACCGGGGCCCCCCCAGUGAUGGAGGGGACCAAGAGCCCCGGGGGGGGGAUCCCGGGGGUGGGGGGGUCCCGGGUAGGGAGGAGGUGGAGGAGGAGGCGGAGAUGAAGGCGGUGGCGACGUCGCCGGGGGGGCGGUUCCUCAAGUUCGACAUCGAGCUGGGCCGCGGCGCCUUCAAGAGCGUCUUCAAGGGCUUCGACACCGACACCUGGGUGGAGGUGGCCUGGUGCGAGCUGCAGGACCGCAAGCUGACCAAGGUGGAGCAGCAGAGGUUCAAGGAAGAGGCUGAGAUGCUCAAGGGGCUGCAGCACCCCAACAUCGUCCGCUUCUACGACUCCUGGGAGUCCACGGUCAAGGGCAAGAAGUGCAUUGUCCUGGUCACCGAGCUGAUGACCUCGGGCACCCUCAAGACGUACCUCAAGAGGUUCAAGGUGAUGAAGCCCAAGGUGCUGCGGAGCUGGUGCCGGCAGAUCCUGAAGGGGCUCCACUUCCUGCACACGCGGACCCCCCCCAUCAUCCACCGGGACCUCAAGUGUGACAACAUCUUCAUCACGGGCCCCACCGGCUCCGUCAAGAUCGGGGACCUGGGGCUGGCCACGCUCAUGAGGACCUCCUUUGCCAAGAGCGUCAUUGGGACCCCCGAGUUCAUGGCCCCGGAGAUGUAUGAGGAGCGCUACGACGAGUCGGUGGACGUCUACGCCUUCGGGAUGUGCAUGCUGGAGAUGGGCACCUCCGAGUAUCCCUACUCCGAGUGCCAGAACGCGGCGCAGAUCUACCGCAAAGUCACCAGCGGCAUCAAACCAGCCAGCUUCUCCAAGGUGACCGACCCGGAGGUGCGGGACAUCAUCGAGGGCUGCAUCCGGCAGAACAAGGCCGAGAGGUUGUCCAUCAGGGACCUGCUGAACCACGCGUUCUUCGCCGAGGACACGGGGCUGCGCGUGGAGCUGGCCGAGGAGGCGGUGGGGCCCGAGCCCUGCCUCGCGCUGCGCCUCUGGGUGGAGGACCCCAAGAAGCUCAAGGGCAAGCACAAGGACAACGAAGCCAUCGAGUUCAGCUUCAACCUGGAGGCCGAUGUCCCCGAGGAGGUGGCCUAUGAGAUGGUGAAAUCCGGCUUCUUCCAUGAGAGCGACUCCAAGGCCGUGGCCAAAUCCAUCCGGGACCGCUUGGCCGUGGUGCGGAGGAGCCGGGAGCGGAAGCAGGCCGAGGGUCGGGGUCCCCCCGAGAGCGAGGACACCGAGGUGGAUCAGCACGUACGGCAGCAGCUGCUGCGGCAGCACGCCGAGGGGCUCUCGGACACCGGACCCAUGGCAGAUGCCACCAGCAGCCGUGGUCCCCUUGGGUGCUACCAACCAGGCCCCCCCCAAGAUGGGGCACCCCCUCCUUGCGCCCCCCACGUCCCAUUGCAGGUGGAGGGGACAUCGAUGGACGUCACCGGAGGUGCCACCGUGGUGGGGCUGGAGCCCCCCACUGGGGACGGGGAACUGGGGGUGACGCGGAGCUGGGGGAUGGCACCCAUGGGGGUGGCACGGCCACAACCGGCACCGGGGGCACCAGGGCCUGGGAUGGCACCUGCAGGUAUUGGAAUGGCAGCAUUGGGUACUGGGGUGCUGUACCACGAUGCCACCAGGUACCGGGAUGCCACCAGCCCCAGUGAUGCCACCAGGUACCGGGAUGCCACCAUUGGGUACCGGGAUGCCACCAUUGGGUACUGGGAUGCCACCAGCCCCAGUGAUGCCACCAGGUACCGGGAUGCCACCAUCAGGUACCGGGAUGCCACCAUUGGGUACUGGGAUGCCAUCAGCCCCAGGGAUGCCACCAGCUACCGGGAUGCCAUCAUUGGGUACCGGGAUGCCACCAUCAGGUACCGGGAUGCCACCAGCCCCAGGGAUGCCACCAUUGGGUACCGGGAUGCCACCAUCAGGUACCACGAUGCCACCACCAGGUACUGGGAUGCCGCCAUUGGGUACUGGGAUGCCACCAGCCCCAGGGAUGCCACCAGUUACUGGGAUGCCACCAUUGGGUACCACUAUGCCACCAUCAGGUACCGGGAUGCCACCAGUUACUGGGAUGCCACCAUCGGGUACCACGAUGCCAUCAGCCCCAGGGUUGCCACCAGCCCUGGGGAUGCCAGCACCAAGUGGGAAGCCACCAGGCCAAGGUGGUCCAGAGAUGCCACCAACGAUGGGGAUGGCACCGGCUCUACCUGGAAUGCCACCAGCAUCCAUUGGGAUGCCACCAGGGCCAGGGAUGCCACCAGCGAUGGGGAUGGGACCAGCCCAAGUGAUGCCGCCACCCAUGGAGAUGCCAGCCCCUAUUGGGAUGCCAGCACCCAUUGGGAUACCCCCAUCCCAAGGGAUGCCACCAGCCCCAGGGAUGCCACCAACCAUGGAGAUGCCGUCUGCCGUUGGGAUGCCACCUUCCUCAGCCAUGCCGCCGUCCAUUGGGAUGCCACCGGGUCCAGGGAUGCCACCUCCAUCUGGGGUGCCACCAACCAUGGAGAUGCCCCCAUCCAUAGGGAUUCCACCACCUAUGGAGAUGGCUCCAACCAUGGAGAUGCCACCACCUCAAGGGCUCCCACCCCCCCCCGACCCCCCCUGGCCCCCCCGGACCCCUCCCCCUCCCUGCGCACCCCCGAGGCCUCCCCCACCCCCCCGGACACCGGUGGCCGUGGGGACCGAUGGCGCCAGCGCCGCGCUUCCUGCCCGCGGCCCCGCUUCCAGCUCACGGCGCUCCAGGUCUCCUCACCGGGGGACAACACCGUCGAGUGCCAACUGGAGACCCACGACUGCAAGAUGGUGACCUUCAAGUUCGACGCCGAUGGGGACGCCCCUGAGGACAUCGCUUCUUAUAUGGUUGAGGACAACUUCGUGUUGGAGGCCGAAAGGGAGAAGUUUGUGGAGGAGCUCAAGGGCAUCGUGGCGCGGGCGCGGGGGGUCCUCGGUGCCCCCCAUGGGGACCCCCAGGUUGGAGCGAUGGAGCCGGUGGUGAGUGAAGGGGCCCCCCAAUCGUCCCCCGUGGGUCGCUGGAGGUUCUGCAUCAAUCAAACCAUCAGGAACCGGGAGGCCACCGCCCCUCGCCGAGCCCUGGGCACCUCAGACCUUGGUGGCCCUCAAGCAGCAGCAAUGGGGCCGGAUGGCGCAGGGCUCCCCACGCCCCAUAGCCCAGAGGCCGCCGGCCCCAUAGACCAUGGGCUCGGUGGCCCUCGAGGCCUUGGGGUACCCCAAGAGGAGGAGGACCCCGAAGGCCUGGAGCUCGGUGCCCCCCAAGGCCCCAGUGCUGGGGAGCCCAUGGGGCACUGGGAGCAGGGGGGCAGCGAGGCCGAAGCCGGGGACCCCCAGCACCAGGAGCCGGAUGGGACCCAUGGGGAGGAGGAGGCCGGACCCAUAGGACCGGAGGUGAUCGGGGCCAGGCCCCCACCCCCCAGGGACCCGGAGCCCCCCCCCGCCCGCGCUCCCUUCCCCCUCGGCUUCAGCUGCCCCCGCCUCAAGAGCCCCGUGCCCAGGAGGGGCUGGAGCCGCCGCAUCAAGAGCUGGGCCCGGCGCCUGCGCCAGCCCCCCCCCGCCGGGAGCCCCCCCCGCGCAGAGGAGCAGCAGGAUCUUGGGGACCACUCUGGGCCAGGUCAUUGCCAGCCACCGCACCCCGAAUCCGCCCCCCCCCAAAGUGAAGGCGAAUGGGGAGAUCCCAGCUCCGAAAGCGAAAGCGGGGGGGGCACGGGGGGCACCCCCCACCCCCCCGGGGCCCCCCCGCGCCCCCCCGGGUCCCCCUCGUCCCCCAUGAGCAGCGAUGGGGACACGGACCCCGAGGACCGGGACCUGCGCCUGGAGCUGCGGCGCCUGCGGGAGAA
Neopsephotus bourkii (Bourke's parrot) is the source of this 3963-nucleotide messenger RNA. RefSeq names its product serine/threonine-protein kinase WNK3-like. Lineage: Eukaryota; Metazoa; Chordata; Aves; Psittaciformes; Psittacidae. Gene Ontology annotation, molecular function: protein serine/threonine kinase activity; ATP binding; potassium channel inhibitor activity. Gene Ontology annotation, biological process: monoatomic ion homeostasis; intracellular signal transduction; negative regulation of sodium ion transport. The transcript is spliced from 19 exons. The record is from RefSeq and is a predicted model, not a curated record. Gene Ontology annotation, cellular component: cytosol; cytoplasm. The annotation marks the transcript as partial.